This is a messenger RNA of Sarcophilus harrisii (Tasmanian devil), 1227 nucleotides long. RefSeq names its product rab-like protein 2A. The transcript has 8 exons. Gene Ontology annotation, cellular component: endosome; Golgi apparatus. The record is from RefSeq and is a predicted model, not a curated record. The coding region runs from base 1 to 876 and encodes 291 amino acids. NCBI's taxonomy places the organism in Eukaryota, Metazoa, Chordata, Mammalia, Dasyuromorphia, Dasyuridae. Gene Ontology annotation, molecular function: GTPase activity; GTP binding.
AUGCCCCGCCCUCGCGCAGCUCUGCGUGCUCCCGGGUCCCCGCGCGCCCCCCCGCGGCCGCAGCGGGGGGCGGAGCCGGGCCCGAGGCCGGGAGCCUGGCCGGGGGGCGGGGGCCGGGGAAAUGGGCCUGGGGUCGGCGCCGGGGCCGGGGUCGGGGCAGGCGCGGAGCCGGAGUUCGACCAGGAAAAGUACGACGCGGCCGAGAACGUCAAGAUCAUCUGCCUUGGGGACAGCGCCGUGGGCAAGUCCAAGCUCAUGGAGAGAUUUCAUGGAGGAUUGGAAAGAGUGCACAGCACGUGCUCCCACCCCUCCGCCCUUUGCACUUGUGCCCUGGCUCCCAGAGGCUCCUGCUCCCUUGGGUCACAAGGCCUGGUUCCCGCGGGGCCGCAGCCUGAGGUCCGUGUUCUUGUCGCAGAUUUCUGGGACACGGCGGGGCAGGAGCGGUUCCAGAGCAUGCACGCCUCCUACUACCACAAGGCCCACGCCUGCAUCAUGGUGUUUGACGUGCAGAGAAAAGUCACCUACAAGAACCUGAGCAACUGGGAGGCUGGGGGGAGGUUGGGCUUGCACCCCCUUCUUCCACUACUUGCCUUGACCCUCUCCCCCUCUGCAGCCGACACCAAGGUAACCCAGAAAAGCUUCAACUUUGCCAGGAAGUUUUCACUGCCUCUGUACUUUGUCUCAGCCGCCAACGGCACCAACGUGGUGAAGGUCUUCAAUGACACUAUCCGUUUGGCGGUUUCUUACAAACAGAAUUCCCAAGACUUCAUGGACGAGAUCUUACAAGAACUCGAGAACUUUGAGCUGGAGAAGAAGGCGGGGUCCCUGUCGGACUCGGAACCCAGCGAAGCCUCUCUGAACCUUCCAUCCCCCUGAGUCCCCCUCUGUCCUCCCCUCUCCUCACCACCCCAGCACCCCAAGUCACCUUGUCCCAAGUGGCCCGAGCCCCGCCCCCCCCCCGCCAGCUCCUGCUGCCCCCUCCCAGCUUCCCCCGGCUCCGCGGUGCGGCAGGAGGCCCGAGACCCCAAGCUGGAAGGGAUGCAGCCCCGGAGCCAUCCCAGAGACAGAGCGGCGACCAAGAGGGCAGCCAUCCCAGACCGGGGCAGGGUUGGGCCGAGCCCCGGUCGACCAUUCCCCCCCAUUUGGAGCAGGGGCAGUGAGGGCAAUGAGGUGAUGUACGCAUCCACCUGAGGAACAGAAAAAAUAAAUAUUUUUUGUCAACAUUGA